Cannabis sativa is the source of this 363-nucleotide messenger RNA. RefSeq lists its product as uncharacterized. The record is from RefSeq and is a predicted model, not a curated record. NCBI's taxonomy places the organism in Eukaryota, Viridiplantae, Streptophyta, Magnoliopsida, Rosales, Cannabaceae. Gene Ontology annotation, molecular function: protein binding. Bases 1 to 363 code for a protein of 120 amino acids. The transcript has a single exon.
AUGGACAAUUUGGAUCCUCUAAAGAAAACAUUUGGCCAAGAAAACAACGCCUUUCAUGUUGCAAUACUAGGUGAAGCUAAUCCCAAAGAUUUACCAGUGCAGAAAUUGCUACUAUCCCAUUCCUUGCUUGCCUUUCAGCCAAACAAGAAAGGGGACACCCCGCUACAUUUGGCGGCCAAGUUGGGGAAUGAGAGUUUCGCAGUGGUUCUGAUAGAUCAUGCAAAGACAUUAGGCCAUGAUAGUGACUACAGAAAUCUGCUGAGGAAGGUGAAUUAUGAGAAGGAAAACACAGCACUUCAUGAAGCUGUGAUCAACGGUCAGUUUGAGAUUGCAAAGCGGUUUGUAGGAUUUUUACCGUUUUAA